This is a messenger RNA of Trypanosoma conorhini, 768 nucleotides long. RefSeq lists its product as uncharacterized. The transcript has a single exon. The record is from RefSeq and is a predicted model, not a curated record. Bases 1 to 768 code for a protein of 255 amino acids. NCBI's taxonomy places the organism in Eukaryota, Euglenozoa, Kinetoplastea, Trypanosomatida, Trypanosomatidae.
AUGCGCGUUCGCGCCGUCCGCUGGCCGCGGGUCGUACCGGCGACGGCGACGGUGGCCAUGACGCGCGCCUUCUCCGAGGCGCGGUCAAACUACGAUGGCACCGCCGCCCCGCCGUGGGCGGCCCCGGGCGAGGCGCCAAAGUACCCCCCCGCCCUCUCCGAGUUCCCGCUGCCGCGGCCGCGCAUGCGGAAGACGCACACCGAGUGGAUGUUCUUCCACGGCCACGGCGGGCGCCCCGGCAUGUACGGCCCCACGCGCGAGAUCGCCGACUUUGAGUUUGCCGACGGCACACCCGCCAGCGUGAGCGGCCGCCGCUUUGCGUUUAAGCACCACCAGGACCACCUGCUCGUGCAGCUCAUCCGUGCCGGGGCGGUGGUGGAGCGGCACGCGGCGCACGGGCUGCUGCCGCGGGUCCCCGGCACGCCGGAGCAGCGCAACUGGGACCCCGCCAUCCCCCUCUUCCUCGAGGACGUGGACGAGCAGGGGAGGCCGCCGCCGCCGCCCGCCCGCACCGUCUGCGCCCGCGUGGUCGACGAACGGCUGGGGAGCCCCGCGCGGGCGCCGAGUGCGACGGCAAACCGCCACGAGGGAGAGGCGCUGGAGGCGAACACGAUGUUUGAGUCCUACGACCCGCGGGCGUUUGUCGCGGACGACGUGAAGAUGCGGGAUGCGGCGCGGCCGUACUGGUCCCGGCGUCGCUGGGCGCUGACCGACAACUUUUUGGUGCCCAAAAGCCCCAAGCCAAAGAACACCAUCAAGGACGAGUGA